Molecule: messenger RNA, 793 nt
Organism: Paramecium octaurelia
Lineage: Eukaryota; Ciliophora; Oligohymenophorea; Peniculida; Parameciidae
Source: the annotation of a GenBank genome assembly
CAAUACAUAAUGGACGGUUCAAAUCUCACUUCAGAUGGACAAAAGGAACUUUAGACCUUCCUGAAUUUCUUCAAUCUCAAAAAAUAGGAAGCCAUGAGAGAAAUAGAAUUAGAAUUCAAGGAUUUCUCAAAAUUCUAAGUGCAAGACACCUUAUACAAUAAGGAUGAUGUCUAAGAACUCCUUAAGAAAUUGGAGGCCAGUUUGGAAGUGCUAAUGAAUAAAGAAGUGUCUAAAAUAAUUUAUAUGAGCGGUGUCUAUGUCAAAAUAUUUUUAUCUGUGUGUUCUGAUCAAGAUUUUCAUGCAGAUUUCAAUUUCAUAGAAAAUGUGUAAUUAGCAUUUUAAUCAUAGUAAAAUUAUAGAAUAGAUGAAAAUACUUGAAAAAGGUGGUACCAUUGUUGAGGAUAAGCCACUUUAGUAGAAAGUUAGAUAUUCAAGAUUGCCAACAAUCGAUACUGCACUCUAAAGUAAGAUGAUCAUCCUAUUUGAUAAGAAUAGAUGGAGGAAAUGGCUAAAGAGAAUGAUUUCUUAAAAUAGUACAUUCAGAAACUAUAGAAUGAAUUGGUCGUGCUAAAAAAGGAGUAGGUUUAAGAUGCAGAUCAAGUAGGUUCAUUUCAAGAUUAGAUUAAUUCAUUAAAAUAAGAGAAUUAGUAAUUGAAAUAAGAGCUGGACAAGAAAUUAAAUGACUGUGUACAAUUCAAAACUCUGAAAUAGAUGAUCUAAGAGAAGAAUCAACAAAUUAAAGAAUUACAAAUGAAAUUAUAAUGAUAAUCAUUCAAUUCUGUUAAGAUUUAAG